AUGACCUCAGUAUGGGCACGGCUUAAUAAGUGUGUGUAUUCGAGGCGCUUGGCGUUAUUCUUUGGCCGCGUCAGCAACAUCGAGCAACAUAACAAAGAUACUCUCAACACCAACGAUUGGCGCGAUAUCCAGCAUCAUGUCCUCGUCGGCGUGCAUUACGCGGGGUUGAGGCAAAGGGUUCAGUGUCAUGCCCCGCUUACAUGCAAGAAAUACGAAAGGUAUCGGCUGGUCCAGAUGCCUAGCAGAAGACAGAGUUACCCUUUACGGGAAGAGUUGGCCACCAUCCUCGCAUCCGAGUGGUCACCUUCUCCGCAAGGAAUCCUCCAGCGUGAUCAUGGUGGGCUCGUACUUGUUGUGGACAGCCUCAACCACCAACUGGAACGCGUCGUUGGCGUGAUUCAAGAUGCACUCGUUGAUGCACAAUGA
Fusarium pseudograminearum CS3096 is the source of this 426-nucleotide messenger RNA. RefSeq lists its product as uncharacterized. The record is from RefSeq and is a predicted model, not a curated record. The coding region runs from base 1 to 426 and encodes 141 amino acids. The transcript is spliced from 2 exons. Lineage: Eukaryota; Fungi; Ascomycota; Sordariomycetes; Hypocreales; Nectriaceae.